This is a messenger RNA of Dissoconium aciculare CBS 342.82, 382 nucleotides long. RefSeq lists its product as uncharacterized. The coding region runs from base 42 to 257 and encodes 71 amino acids. Lineage: Eukaryota; Fungi; Ascomycota; Dothideomycetes; Mycosphaerellales; Dissoconiaceae. The transcript is spliced from 2 exons. The record is from RefSeq and is a predicted model, not a curated record.
AGUGAUGACCAAAAUGCACUCAGCCAGACUGUCAUUUUCUGAUGACCUUACUUACAGGGUUCUGCUCAGAGUAUAGAAUAGAAGAGAAGUCCUUGAAGGCAAAUCGCGCCGUUGUCCUCAAAUCGCUUUAUUAUCUUUGCAAAGCCCGCACUUCCUGCCACGCUGAAGAAUAUUUCAUCGCAGUGAGAAAUCAUUCACAAAAGAAUCUCACCCAGAAAGCAGAAAUUGGAGUGGUGCAUGCGCCUGUUGUGACGUGAAGUGUCAGCUCACCCCACUCGAAAGCCACCAUGCUUGUGAGUUCCCCCAAGCUCUGAAUUCCAGUCCAAGUGACGAGCGCGUAAACGACGGCACUUUCACUUGCUGACGGCAUAUACCGUCAUGC